UGACAUCAUUGAUGUGUUGUCACUGAUUGUCGGCAUUUGUAUUGAACAACACAUCACUCGUUACCACACUUUUGACAUCAAAUAAUCAUCACUUGAAUCGGUUGAACGGAUUUACACAACAUUUAAGUCAUUAUGGCCAACGCAUUGGAAGUGUUGAACAAGUUUUAUGAAGAGUACUCAUCAAAGACAAGCAAACGUCUUAAACUGAUUGACGCAUAUCUGCUGUAUAUCCUAUUGACGGGAAUCAUUGAGUUCUUGUACUGUUGUCUUGUGGGAACAUUUCCGUUCAAUUCAUUCCUCUCCGGUUUCAUAUCAACAGUCGCUUCAUUUGUAUUAGCCGUUUGUCUUCGGCUUCAGAUUAAUCCCCAAAACAAGUAUGAAUUCCGUGAGAUUAGUCAAGAAAGGGCUUUCGCAGACUUUAUCUUCGCUCACAUUGUCCUUCAUCUGGUUGUCGUCAACUUUCUCGGCUAAACUGAUCCCAAUUCAUAACAAUUGAUGACAUCGAUGGUAGCACUUAUGAUAAAAUAUUUAUUAUUGAUUUUUUAAAAAUAUAAAUUAAUUAAUUAAUAAAAUUUGUUUUUAAUUAUUAUAAUAUUUUCUGUUUUGAUAAAAUUCUUA
This is a messenger RNA of Oppia nitens, 618 nucleotides long. RefSeq names its product dolichyl-diphosphooligosaccharide--protein glycosyltransferase subunit DAD1-like (gene Dad1). Gene Ontology annotation, biological process: protein N-linked glycosylation. The transcript is spliced from 2 exons. NCBI's taxonomy places the organism in Eukaryota, Metazoa, Arthropoda, Arachnida, Sarcoptiformes, Oppiidae. The record is from RefSeq and is a predicted model, not a curated record. Gene Ontology annotation, cellular component: oligosaccharyltransferase complex; membrane. The coding region runs from base 133 to 471 and encodes 112 amino acids.